Molecule: messenger RNA, 597 nt
Organism: Syngnathoides biaculeatus (alligator pipefish)
Lineage: Eukaryota; Metazoa; Chordata; Actinopteri; Syngnathiformes; Syngnathidae
Gene: med9
Product: mediator complex subunit 9
Exons: 2
Coding region: 55-354 (99 amino acids)
Biological process (GO): regulation of transcription by RNA polymerase II
Cellular component (GO): mediator complex
Molecular function (GO): transcription coregulator activity
Source: RefSeq, a predicted model, not a curated record
GCACGUGCCAGUGACGUUACCAAUGUGCGACGAAAAAUCUGUAAACUAGCAGUGAUGGCGGCGCCGCAAGUCAAGCAGGCGAAGGAGGGAGAAGAUUGCUCUUUGCUACCUUUGGUUCACGAUAUUAUCAAGUGCAUGGACAAAGAGAGCCAGGACGUACACCAGGAGCUGAGCAAGCUGAAGGCGAAGAUCCAGGAGGCCCGGGAGCACAUCUCCAUCAUGCCGGGGAUCGAGAGCAGCCCCGCGGAGCAGCAGCAGCAGCUGGCGACGCUGCGGGAGCAGGUCCGCACCAAGAACCAGCUGCUGCAGAAGUACAAAAGCUUGUGCAUGUUCGACGUGCCCAAAGCGUCUUGAAUCAACACGUGGAGGAUGAGCGCGCCGGCUUCCAGCAAUGCACCGAGCACCUUUGUUUACACGAAAACCCUUACACGUUGGUUCCGACGGAGGACCCUGAGAAAUGGACUUUUUGACGAAUUGACUGACUUCGAGGUUACUCCUAUGCUCUGUGAGGCCAUUUCAUUUAUUUUUGUCUGAUUUGGCGUAUAGUGUUUUUCCAGCAAUAUUUUCUAAUUAAAGUCAUUUAGAACAACAACUGAA